CCCAGAUUGUCAUGAAUAGCGUAGGCUACGUAAAAUUAUGGUUCAUGAAGUUCCCUAUUGGACACCGGACACAAUCUUAUUAAAGCCUGUUGCCCUGUGCACAAUCGACCAGGAGAAAAGAAAUGUCAGACUAUUAUUCAGCCCUUCAGGCUUUGACUUCAAGAGUAAUUCCCAUGUAAUGUCCAGGUGCAGUUCUCUUGGAAGAAAUUGACGCUAUCAGUGCAGAGUGUAGUGAAAGAAGGUCAAGGAGGACCACAAUUCCUUUUCUUGGACAUGUCAACCUUAUUACAGGAAAAUUAAAGGAAGGGUUGCCAGUUCUGUAGUUACCUCCCACUGAAACACUACCCAGGGACGGAUCACAACUAUUCUCGCUGUGUGUAUUUUGCAAAUAUGAUGAUGUCACCAACUCGACACUUUCUUCAACCGAUAGUCAUGGCGGAGCAACAAUUCCUAAACUUUCACUGAUCACUGAAGUCAGCUGUCUAUGGCAAUGGAGCACAUUCAAGGAGCCUGGAAGACUCUCAGCAACGGGUUCGGGUUCAAGGACUCUGUGUUCGAGGACGCCUGCAUGUCCCCCACCAUCAUUAAAGGCUUCCCCUACCAGAGACGAGCGUCAGACGACGGGAAGAUCCCAGACUCCACCAAAACAAGCAGCACAAUCCGAGUGUACCUCCCCAAUCACCAGCGCACUGUGGUGAAUGUGCGUCCUGGGAUGACCUUGCACAACUGCCUAAUCAAAGCUCUCAAGGUCAGGGGGCUUCAGCCAGAAUGUUGUGCUGUCUUCAGACUACAUCCAGGACAGAGAAGUAGAAAAACCCGCAUGGAUUGGAACACAGACUCGACCUCACUCAUCGGAGAGGAGCUGCUGGUAGAAGUGUUAGACCACGUACCUCUGACAACGCACAAUUUUGUUCGGAAAACAUUUCUGAAGUUGGCCUUCUGUGACAUCUGUCAGAAGUUCCUGCUCAACGGCUUCCGAUGCCAGACUUGUGGCUAUAAGUUCCAUGAACACUGCAGCACCAAAGUCCCCACCAUGUGUGUCGACUGGAGCAACAUCCGUCAGCUCCUGUUGUUCCCAAACCCAGGUGAAGGCGGGGGUCCGUCCCUUCCCCCUCUCACAACCCGUCGCAUGAGAGACUCUCUGUCCAGGUUCCCUGUCAGCUCUCAUCACAGACAUUCAACGCCUCACGCCUUUAACUACAUCACGCCCUACCCGCCCUCAGGACCCGCCCUCUCCCAUCGCCAGAGGUCAACGUCAACGCCCAACGUCCACAUGGUCAGCACCACCCUGCCCGUGGACAGCGCCGCCUUCGAGCUAGAUAGACUGAAAGCCCCUGCUAGCUCCUGGUGCCGGCGCUUCUGCCAGAGGAGAAGAGUAGGGACUGUUUGUUUCUCCAACCCUUUAAUUGAUGCCACCCAAGAACACCCCGAAAAGGAUGCAUUAAAAGGUCAUGAGUCUGGGAGCCCUCCAAAUGUGAGCCCCACCGGCUGGACCCCGUCAAGAGCCCCAGCUCCCAUGCACAGGGAAAAAGCUGCCUCAUCCAACACUCAGGAAAAGAACCGAAUCCGUCCAAGAGACAAGAGAGACUCCAGUUACUACUGGGAGAUCGAGGCCAGUGAGGUGGUGCUCCACUCCCGGAUAGGCUCUGGCUCGUUUGGGACCGUCUACAAAGGGAAGUGGCAUGGUGAUGUAGCAGUAAAAAUCUUAAAGGUCACCGACCCCACACCAGAGCAAUUCCAGGCCUUCCGCAAUGAGGUGGCUGUUCUCAGGAAGACUCGACAUGUCAACAUCCUGUUGUUCAUGGGGUACAUGACGAAGGACAAUCUGGCCAUUGUGACCCAGUGGUGUGAUGGUAGCAGCCUGUACAAGCACCUGCACGUCCAGGAAACCAACCUCCAGAUGUUUCAGCUGAUUGACAUUGCGAGGCAGACAGCUCAAGGCAUGGACUAUUUGCAUGCAAAGAAUAUCAUUCAUCGAGACAUGAAAUCAAACAACAUCUUUCUUCACGAGAGUCUGACUGUGAAGAUCGGGGACUUUGGCCUGGCCACAGUGAAGGCCAGGUGGAGUGGCUCUCAUCAGGUGGAACAGCCCUCAGGAUCUAUACUGUGGAUGGCUCCAGAGGUACUUCGGAUGCAGGACAAUAACCCAUACAGUUUCCAGUCUGAUGUGUACUCCUAUGGAGUGGUCCUCUACGAGCUGAUGACGGGGGAGCUGCCCUAUUCCAUGAUCGCUAACAGAGACCAGAUUAUCUACAUGGUUGGACGGGGCUACCUCUCUCCAGACCUCAGUAAGCUGUACAAGGGCUGCCCUAAAGCCAUGAAGAGGCUUGUUGCUGACUGCAUCAAGAAGUCCAGAGAUGACAGGCCGUUGUUCCCACAGAUCCUGUCCUCCAUCGAGCUCCUGCAGCACUCCCUGCCCAAAAUCAACCGCAGCGCCUCCGAGCCCUCCCUGCACCGAGCCACGCACACGGAGGCCAUCAACGCCUGCACUUUGACCUCCACGCGACUUCCCGUCUUUUAAGCACAGCGCCUCUCCUGGUCGCGUCUCCACGCAACGCCAAGUGCCCCCCUGGGAAUCAAGAGGACCCACCUUACAACACUAGCAUGCCGAUUGGCUCCAAGGCUUAAGCACAUUUAGCAUUACUGAGGCUGUAGCCAGCCAGGCUUGACUUGCACACUUUGAGUGCUUCUUUCUUCGAACCAGUACUUCAAAUGGUGGGAGGUGUCAUUGGAUGACAGAAUGGUCUAAAUAUGAAUUUUGAAAAUCUAAAGAACAUGGUCCCCAGGAGAGACAUGUCCUCUAAUGCGUUGUGUUCUGUGCUUACACAGCCCUUUUCAUACGUUAGUAGAACUUUUUUUUUCUUUCUUGUGAAGGGCAAGAUAUGAAGGAAUGGAAGAAGGUUUAUAUUUGAAAUCUGUUGUUCCUUUGAAACAUAGAUGAUUACAACAGGGCUUUUUGUUCUUAAAUCUGACCUGAAUCAAAGAAGUCUAUGUUGUCUCAGGUCAAUAUCUGGAGAGUUUUAAAGAAAUGUAGCAAUUUGAAUGUUAUCCAUAUAGCAGGGAUGUAAUAGACAGUGGUUCUUUUGGAUGGUCUAGAUGUACAGUUCUAAUUGAUGCAUUUCUUCACGUUGUUCACAUUUAUGUGAGAUGAAAAGGCAUUUUGGUGUCCCCUCUCUGCAGAGGGUAUGUGUGUAUGGUGUUUGCUUUAUAGGAAUGCUGCAAGGAGAUUUGAUCUGACUUUCUAAGGCUAUAUCAAAGAACCGUGGAUCAUUGGAUAGGGCCUCUUCAGAAAUGAUUAGGGAUUUGUUUUUUUUUGUCUUAUUGCUUAUCACUGAGGAUAAACUUGUAAACCUGAAAGACUGUUUAUCCAUUGUAUUUUAAUCAAAUUAAGUUAAAUACUUUAUGACUGGUGACAUUGUGUACAUACCCCAAAAUACAUUUUCUUUAUUUGACUACA
Clupea harengus (Atlantic herring) is the source of this 3457-nucleotide messenger RNA. It is a transcript of the gene raf1b, whose product is annotated as Raf-1 proto-oncogene, serine/threonine kinase b. Gene Ontology annotation, cellular component: cytosol; mitochondrion. The record is from RefSeq and is a predicted model, not a curated record. Gene Ontology annotation, molecular function: MAP kinase kinase kinase activity; ATP binding. Gene Ontology annotation, biological process: MAPK cascade; protein phosphorylation. Lineage: Eukaryota; Metazoa; Chordata; Actinopteri; Clupeiformes; Clupeidae.